ACAUGCGUCAGUUUUUCUUCACCAGAUGAAACGACAUUACAUUGGUGGACAAUGGCAUCACAAGAAAAUGCUGUUGACGGGAUAUGUCCCGACAUUAUGUCCGAUGUGAACACUGUGGAGGAGAGAAAGCAGCAUAUGGUUGUUGCAGCGAUCGAUUUCGGAACAACCUUUACGGGAUUUGCAUUUUCUUUGACCGACAACAGCACCAGCAUAAUCAUGAGUAAAUGGUCAGGCGAAAAUGUGCGGACGGCUACCGAGAAAGCUCCUACAUGUGUUUUGUUGUCACCAGAGAAAAAGUUUGUUGCAUUUGGCUAUGAAGCAGAAGAAAAGUAUAAGCAAAUCCUAGAUGAAGAUGGAGAAAACGGCAAGGUCGGCCAAGAAUGCAAAUCAAAGUCAUAUUACUUCUUCGAUAGGUUCAAAAUGAAGCUGUACCAGACAAAGAAACUUCAGAAGGGAACCGAAAUUCCAGAUAUUCAUGGCAAAUGUCUUCCAGCGAUGCAUAUAUUUGCAGUUGUUAUCAGUCAUCUUAAGGAUAAAAUACACGAGCAGUUGAAAUCUCAUUACGCUGGAUUACAAGAAGAAGAUAUACUGUGGGUAAUCACUGUACCAGCAAUAUGGUCUGACUCUGCGAAACAAUUCAUGAGAGAAGCAGCAAAGCAGGCGGGCUUAGCCGACAAUUGUAUAAAACUAAUACUAGAACCAGAAGCGGCUUCUCUUUACUGCAACACCCAGAAGCUUUGCAAGCUUGCAAAACUUGAUGGCUCGCUUGGUGUGGAAACAUUUCCUGGUGGACAGAAAUACAUAGUUGCAGAUCUAGGAGGAGGUACUGCUGAUCUUUCUGUCCAUGAAAUUUUAUCGGGUAGAAACCUGAAGGAAAUACAUCGUGCCGACGGGGAUGCGUAUGGUGCUAUUUUGGUCGACCAUGAGUUUAUGCCUUUUCUCGAAAAUGUUUUUGGAAAACGCAUACUCAAACAUGUAAGGGAUAAUUAUUCCAACAUUAUGAUGGAUUUGCUUCUAGACUUCGAGACAAAGAAAAGGAAUUUUACUCCCGAAACGUCAGAGAUAAGGAUAAAAAUACCAAAAGGAACUUUGAAAGAUAUCGCUGAAGAAUUAAAAGAUGGUACAAUUGAUGAAAAGAUGAGAAAUGCAAGGGAAAUAUAUGGCAGUGGAAAUUUGAAAUUACAAGCAGAUAAACUCUGCAUCAGCAAAGGCGUUAUGGAAAAGUUUUUCGUAAAAGCAAGGCAUGGAAUUGUAACGUUUAUCAAGAGAAUGCGCGAGGACGACCAACUAGGAGAAAUUAAUACCUUACUAAUGGUAGGUGGAUUCUCGGAAUCCAAGUAUGUUCAACAUGUCAUCAAACGUGAUAUUCCAGGCGUCAGAGUUCUUGUUCCUGUUGAAACAUCUCUCGCUGUCUUGAAAGGUGCUGUUAUAGCUGGUCAUAAUCCGAAGACUAUUACAGAACGGAUUGCUAAGUAUUCAUACGGAUUUUCGUUUGCACAACCAUUCCUUCAAGGGGUUCAUCCAGAAGAACUCAAAGUGAUCAAAGAAGGAAAAGAAAUGUGUUCAUCUGUCUUUGUUAAAAAGAUAACGAAAGGCGAAGUUCUGAAAGUUGGUGAUCGAUUUGGCACGCCAGCAAAACACGUUUGUACUGACUCCGAUACCUUUAGACGAUAUAUGCCCAUCACAGCUGAUGUUUACAAGUCAGAUGACAAAGAUCCAAAGUAUGCCAACGACAAAUACGGUUGUUCGCGGGUAGGUUUUGUGGUGAUUCCUCCUCCAGCGAAAGGCUGGCCACCAUUUUCUUUGAUUGUUCAGGAGCUUAUUGUUGGGGAGGCAGAAUUUACUGUUCGAGCUUACAACAUCAACACUAAUAAAGUAAUACAAGGACAAAUUGACUUCCUGACGACAAAUUAAGACAUAUUCCUCGUUGAAUGAAUUUUUUUUCUAUGACAAAUUUAUAAUCCAUGAAUUCAUGAGUCUUAGUACGUGGAAACUUUUUGCACACGACACUAAAAUACUGCUGUUAUACAGUCAAACAAUUUGUAGGAGGAUUCCCUAAGAAGUACAUAUUGUAAUUUUUGUUAUAAUGUGUUGCAUGGCUCUUCUGUGACUGCUGAAGUGAUUUGAAAACUUGAUAAAAAGGUUGUAGAAAAGUUCAGGUAUCAGUUUCUCUGAACUAAUAUUAGCAUUAAUAUUUAAUUACUAGCUGAUUUAAGCGUUGUUUAAUCUUAAUCAGUUGGCACUUCUCAAAAGAAUCUUUGAAAAUAAAGUUAUAGUUGUUUUAUAAUGUACGUACAUUCUUUUAACAUAUGUAACAUUUAUUCUAGAUAUUAAAUUGCAAAUAAGAUUGAACUAUGCAUUUUUCGAAAUAUAUAUAUAUAUAUAUAUAUAUGGUUUUCGUUGGGCAAAAACGACUCUUGUGACAAAAUACUUACAUUUGUGAUAUUUAUCAUCUUGCUGAUUAUAUACUUGUAUGUACAUGUGUGUACUAUUUUUCGUGUUACCUAUGUAAUUAGGUAUAUGCGCAGAUGGGAAUUUCUGGCCUCGAGGGCAACUGUUUAGGCAGUAACGAGGAACUGUCUAUGUAUUUGAUUUUUAUUCCGUGUUUUUGAAAUAAAAUAUAAA
Messenger RNA from Mercenaria mercenaria, 2625 nucleotides. Its product is annotated as heat shock 70 kDa protein 12A-like. Gene Ontology annotation, molecular function: ATP-dependent protein folding chaperone; ATP binding. The transcript has 5 exons. The coding region runs from base 52 to 1914 and encodes 620 amino acids. NCBI's taxonomy places the organism in Eukaryota, Metazoa, Mollusca, Bivalvia, Venerida, Veneridae. The record is from RefSeq and is a predicted model, not a curated record.